This is a messenger RNA of Leptomonas pyrrhocoris, 1413 nucleotides long. RefSeq names its product mitogen activated protein kinase-likemap-kinase-like (LMPK). Gene Ontology annotation, cellular component: cytoplasm; nucleus. Gene Ontology annotation, biological process: protein phosphorylation; intracellular signal transduction. Bases 337 to 1413 code for a protein of 358 amino acids. The record is from RefSeq and is a predicted model, not a curated record. NCBI's taxonomy places the organism in Eukaryota, Euglenozoa, Kinetoplastea, Trypanosomatida, Trypanosomatidae. The transcript has a single exon. Gene Ontology annotation, molecular function: MAP kinase activity; ATP binding.
GGUGAUGUGGACACGACCGGAAGCCAUCGGGCACCCGUCAAUUUACACAAAGGGAAGAAGCUGCCGCGCCCAACUGCCAUCGAUUGCCUCUCAGCGAAAUUUGAACUCUUGUUGAGCGCUUCAAAUAAGAACACUGAUUUCUUGUUUUCUCCCCCUCCCCUCCCAUUGCUUGUUGUUGUCGCCAUCGUGUAAAAUAUCUCAAUCUGCUAUUCAAGUACUUUUGUUUUCCAACUCACAUUAGACUAUUUGUCACCUUUACAGACGGUGUCUUCUUCUUUUGCUUUUGGAGGUUGGGUGCAUCCUUCCCCCCCCCCCCCGCCCGUUGCUGAAACUAAGAUGGCGUCUUAUGGCAUCGACGGUGAGGUAGAGCAGCGUUACCGCGUUCUCCGACACAUCGGCAGCGGUGCCUACGGUGUGGUGUGGUGCGCAGUGGACCGCCGAACAGGGCGUCACGUCGCGCUGAAAAAGGUGUAUGAUGCUUUUGGGAAUGUGCAGGAUGCCCAGCGCACGUAUCGAGAGGUGAUGCUGCUGCAGCGACUGCACGGCAAUCCAUCUGUUGUCGGGCUCCUCAACGUGAUUCGAGCCGCAAACGACAUUGAUCUUUAUCUCGUCUUUGAGCUUGUGGAAACCGAUCUCACUGCUAUCAUUCGCAAAAAACUGUUGCAGCGAGACCACAAGCGGUACCUCGCGUAUCAGAUGCUCAAGACGGUGGCGCAGCUGCACGCGCAAAACAUUAUCCACCGUGACUUGAAGCCGGCGAACGUUUUUGUGAGCAGCGACUGCAGCAUCAAAAUUGGUGACUUCGGCCUGGCCCGCACCUUCCGCAGCGGCUUUGACAACGAGCAGGAGUUUUUAGACCUGACCGACUACAUCGCCACUCGCUGGUACCGCUCGCCGGAGAUUUUAGUCAAGUCCAAGGCGUACUCGACGGCGAUGGACAUGUGGGCGAUGGGGUGCGUCAUUGGCGAGAUGCUCCUCGGCCACCCGCUCUUUGAAGGCCGCAGCACGUUGGACCAGCUUCGUCUCAUCGUGGAGGCCAUUGGUGUGCCGAGUGACGCUGAUGUACGCAGCCUGCGUUCACCGGAGAUUGAAAGGUUGGUCGAGUCGCUACCGAUUCCGCUGAGCUUUGCGCCGCUUGUCGAAAACAGAGACUUGAAAGACAGCGAGGCAACGGAUCUCAUGACUAAGCUGAUUGUGUUCAACCCAACGAAGCGACUUACGGCGGUUGAGGCGCUACAACAUCCCUACGUCGCACCGUUUGUGAGGCCGGGUGACUUGGAGAAGUUGCAAAACCUCGAGCCGAUAGUGCUGCCACUGGUCGAUGAACACGUUUAUGCCAACGACGAGUACAAGGCAGCGCUGUACAGCGAAGUUAGCACCAAAUAUCGUCACCACAUGACAGACCUGUAUUAA